AUGGCUUGGAACAGGUUACAAAGAGCAGCCCUUUCUGAGGCUAAAAAUGAUGAUUUGACACAUCUCCAAGCAGCAGCAUCCAAUGGUCACCUGGAGGUUGUACAGGUUCUCAUUGGCCAAGGAGCAGAUCUAAAUAAGGCUGGUGAUGACGGCAGGACACCUCUCCACGCGGCAUCAUCCAAUGGUCACCUCGAUGUUGUACAGUUUCUCAUUGGCCAAAAAGCAGAUCUAAAUAGGGCUGGUAAUGAUGGCGGCACACCUCUCCAAGCGGCUUCACUCAAAGGUCACCUCGAUGUUGUACAGUUUCUCACUAGCCAAAAGUUUCUCAUUGGCCAAGGAGCAGCUCUAAAUAGGACUGGUAAUGGUGGCAGCACACCUCUCCAUGCGGCAUCAUUCAGUGGUCAGGUCGAAGUUGUACAGUUUCUCAUUGGCCAAGGAGCAGAUCUCAGUAGGGCUGGUAAUGAUGGCAGGACACCUCUCCAAGCGGCAUCAUCAAAUGGUUACCUCAAUGUUGUAGAGUUUCUCACUGACCAAGAAGCAGAUCUAAAUAGGGCUGGUUUUGAUGGGCGCACACCUCUCCACUCGCAGUUAAUUGAUAAAGUUCUCAAGUCCAGAUUUGAAGCGAUUGAUUGUGGUACUCUCCACAACAUCGCCUAG
Molecule: messenger RNA, 657 nt
Organism: Strongylocentrotus purpuratus (purple sea urchin)
Lineage: Eukaryota; Metazoa; Echinodermata; Echinoidea; Camarodonta; Strongylocentrotidae
Product: ankyrin repeat domain-containing protein 50-like
Exons: 3
Coding region: 1-657 (218 amino acids)
Biological process (GO): regulation of apoptotic process
Cellular component (GO): nucleus
Molecular function (GO): p53 binding
Source: RefSeq, a predicted model, not a curated record